Ornithodoros turicata is the source of this 1320-nucleotide messenger RNA. RefSeq lists its product as uncharacterized. The transcript has 8 exons. Bases 132 to 866 code for a protein of 244 amino acids. NCBI's taxonomy places the organism in Eukaryota, Metazoa, Arthropoda, Arachnida, Ixodida, Argasidae. The record is from RefSeq and is a predicted model, not a curated record.
UCCAACUUAUACGACCACAUGAGGAUCAUGCGCAUGCGACAGGUUUGCUGCACAUUUUGAUUCUGCGCCUCCGUGCCCGCCCUCGCCUCACCAGUCACCACGAAGGAGUCAUCGCCAUUAGCAUCAUCGGAAUGUCGUUGGAACGGUUGCAAGAUGUUUCAACUGUCUCAGGCUCUCAGCGUUCGCAGGUCAAUUACAGAACAAAAGAGGAUAUGACUCUGCGUCAUAAGAGGUUUUUGUUGUUCGUUUCGAGCAGCGCCUGCGAUCUUGCGUCCCGUCAGGCUAUGAAAAAACAAAGGAUUAUAUCAUUUUGCGUAGUAAGGGCGUUUUGUAUGUUUCGAGCGGCGGCUGCAGUUUUGCGUCCCGUCAGGACAAUGUUGGUUACUGUGAGCUCUCUGCACUUGGACUGCUCCAGCCGGAAUAUUUCUUCAGCACAACAAAGCAGCCCUUGUACAAAGGAAGAUGGCUUCAACAGACCACUAUUGUCCCUAAGGAUGAUCAGAAGGCUUGACGUGUCAUCAUCAAGAAGGGUAUCAAGGCACCCAUCACAUAGCUGCUCUGUGAAUCUUCUUCUGAUGCCUGCUGCCGUGGUCUACCCUGGUGAGACAAGGUCUCAAUGCCCUCCAGGCUGGGAGAUAUGUUGGCUGUACUGGGAGCUUGAACAUCAGCAUGCAGCAGCAAUUUUCGUGUCAUCUGCAGACGGCGGCGGACUGCACUCAAGUGAAGAUUCCUCUGCUUUAGUUGCCGUACACUUGACCUGGGAGUUGUUUUGCUCUGUGUCAACUUCUGGGAAUGCACUUGGCUGGCUUGAUUUGUCUCCUCCCAUGUGUGAUGCUUGUGAUGGGGAUUCUUGCCCAGUUUCGUGAGUGUCAACCAAGACAGAGGUCUGUUAAAAGUGCAGUAAGGUGAAGCUUGUUUUGGCUAAUGAUGCCCACAAAGUUUUUCUUUUUUCUUAUUUUCAUGUUAGCACCACGAAGCAACUAUGGCUAUGAGCGGCGUGAUGCCCAUACUGAAGAAGAAACGUGAUAGUGUAUUUACCAGUUUGUGCUUCCUUGGGAGUCUACAGUAGGGAUGCUCCUCAUGAAGAUGCAUUGGCAUAUGUACCUGCAUAGCAAUUUUUGUCUUAACUUUUGUAAGGCUAAAUUUUUUACAUCAUGUUUGGCCGUGGUUGAAUAUUUUCUCUAAAAUCUUUCUAGCAUGGAGUCACAAGUGAAAACUGCUCCUUACAGGGGGUGCAGCAGGUGUAAGAGGAUUGGCUGGCCGAUUCAACAUCGUACUGCAUCCUGCUUCAUUGUCCAUUAAAAACAAACACGGAGUCAG